CAUGAGGCUGUUCCGGCGACUCGCCCCUGCCCCCUCCGCUGUGUAGGCUGUUUCGCCUGCUCCGCUCGCGUACCCCCCCUCCGAUCUUCUAUUUCGACUAUCGGCCAGCGAGCAGCCAAGAUGGAAAUUGUAAACCAGUUAGUGGCUAAUGGACAGUUCAGAGUGCUCAAAGUGCCCCUGGGCUUCAUCAAAGUCCUGGAGUGGGUGUUCGCCAUCUUUGCAUUUUCCACCUGUGGGAGCUACUCAGGCAUGUUUCGCAUGAGUGUGGAGUGCAGAAACAGAUCAGACAGUAACCUGAAAAUAGACGUGGACUUUGAAUACCCCUUCAGGCUCCACCAAGUCUAUUUUGAUGCUCCUUCCUGCAAGCGGAGCCAAACUGAACGUUAUUUCCUCGUGGGCGACUACUCCUCCUCCGCUGAGUUUUUUGUCACCAUCGGUGUCUUUGCCUUCCUGUACUCCAUGGCAGCUCUUAGCAUCUACGUCUUUGCCUUCGAGAAAUACCGCGAGAAUAACAAGGGCCCGUUGAUCGACUUUGGUGUGACGUGUGUGUUCACCUUCAUGUGGCUGGUGAGCUCAGCAGCUUGGGCAAAAGGAUUGUCAGAUGUGAAAACGGCCACGGAUCCGGAGAAGGUGCUGGAGCUCAUUCCGGCCUGUGAGGAAGAGGGCAAUCGUUGCCGCGAAGUUCACGACCCUGUCAUGUCCGGCCUUAACACCUCCGUGGUCUUUGGAUUCCUGAACCUGUUUGUGUGGGCAGGCAAUCUGUGGUUCGUGUUUAAAGAGACCGGCAUCAUCGCUCCUUUCAUGCGCCCUCCACCCGCCCAGGAGAAGCAGCCGGCCCCCGAAUCCUAUGGCCAGCAGGGCUACGGCCAGCAGGACCCCUACGCUGGUUCCCAGGGGGGCUACCAGCCCGACUACAGUCAGCAGGGUUACAACCAAGGGGGAAACUACGGGCAGGGUGGCGGCUACAACCAGCAGGGCGGCUACAACCAGCAGGGGGCGCCCACCUCCUUUUCCAACCAGAUGUGAGGAAGGAGAAGAGGAAGAGGCGGAUGGAGGCUGAAAGAGGGUGAUCGUGUGAUUAAUGGAGUGUGGUGCCUGAACCCUACCCAUACACCCACACUCUUCCCUUUCUGUCUGUUUGUGCAUAUGUCUGUGGACGAAAAGUUGAGGGGAGGGAAGGGGAGGGGGCCAAUAACUACAGAGAGACAGUAGGGCAUAGGGAGAAAGCAAGGGAAACAAAUCAGUGUGCUGUUCAUUAUUGUGAUGUAAAAAAUAAUAAAAAAAAGAAAAAAAAAGUAUGAUCAGAUGAAUACGCUCCAAAAUACGUAAAAGACAAAAAAUAUGAUUAUAAAUUAUUGCUAUAUAAAUUUUGAAUUGAUGAUGUUGACAAUAGUAAUGCUAAACUUGAGAGAAUGUAUUUGUCUGUGCUGUAUAAAUAUCAAUAUGAACAAAUAUAUAUAUAAAUAUUUCCUAAAGAUGUGUAUGGGAUUAUUCCACUGUAGUCUAUGUUAUGUUCCGAGAAGUUCACCGGUGAUGAAAAUCAUCGCUGAACCCAAAAGGAAGUGGUUCCUUGAGAAUUUUUACCUAUAGUGGUUUGGUACGAGUUACAUAGAUAUUCGCUAAAGUUGUAUCAGAAUUUUAUACGUUCAUCUGUUUCAUUUUCUUUCUGUUUCUAUAAGUUCUCUUUUUUUUUUCUUUUCAUCGGUGGGAUAGAGCAUUGAUCGGAAUGAGUUUGAGCUUAGAGAGUGGGCCCAGUUCUGCUGUCAGCAAUAGGUCUAUACAUGACCAAACUCGAGAUGGGACCAGAGAUGUUCCGCUGACCAGCAAAGCCUUUGUUAAAAGUAUUUUAUUGUAUUUUUUCUUUCCUUUCAGGCUGAGUUUUGUUUCUUCUGUCUGUAAUAUGAGAAGAACGUGUCUAAUACGUUAGCAUGGUUUGAGUAGCUCCUAAUGACUAUGCUUCCUCUACUAUGCCGCUCGAGUGUGUUAGUGCUGUUUCAUGCAAGUGGAUGACUAAAACUCAACUUCUGUUUGUGUAGUGUGGGCACCAGACAGGAAACCAAUCCUGUGUGUUGAGUUGUUGGUAGAUAGAUGUGCCAGUUUAAAUUUCAUCAAUAUUUUACCCUCCUCCCUUUCUACCCCCCCCCCCCCUUUCUCUAUCUCUCUCUCUUUCUGUCAUGCAUCCUUCGAAAAUACGCAUCGCUUUGUAACCACCAAAAAGAGUUUGAAGCACAAAUUGAUUUAUUAUAGUCUAGUUAUCCUGAAAUAUAUUUGCAAAUAUAUGUAUAUAUAAAUAUAAAUGUACAAUGCCAUGCAAACCUAGUAAUUUAAUAUUUUAUGUUAUGCAGCCAAUCUAUGGAAGAUACAGCGCCCAUGUCUGCAUCUGGAGUGAGUAAAAUGCUAACUAACAAAAUGCAAAUAUGUUUUUUAUGAUUUGAUCAUCCUGUAAAUGCCAGGACAGACAUUUCUUUCUGCUUGACUGGUCACUCAAAAUGCAGAUGUCAAACAUAACUGGCGUUUCAUGAUGACACAGGUCCUUUUGAAAUCAGCUACAACUAUGGAUCAACCUGAACUGCCCAUUCAGAUUCAACUUUAAAGCAAAUUUCAUCUUGAGCUUUUUGUGCCUCAUCUGUAUUUUACCGUUGGUUACCGCGUACAGUAAGUUUGAAGCAAAAGAACAAAAACCCUCAAAACUUGCUUAGAAUGAUAUUAAUUGGCUACCCAUUGGCUUUCAUUAUAAACAUGUCUAGAGUCGGUGGGUUUUUGUUGUUUUAUAUUAGUUCUGAAAUAACUGUCUUUGGUAAACAGGGCUGGUUGUAACCUUUUGGGGACCCUAAGCCAAAUUGUGUUGGGGGCACCCCUUCUGGCUAGCUGUUAAAAUGCAAAAUGAUUGGCGAACUAAAUGCAAUGACUACCACAAGUUGUCUAAAAUAUGUACAUUUCUAACUGGCUAAUUUGCCUAUUUCUGAUGAUUAGAUACUUGUUUGGGUUUCUAAUAUGUUACAGUUUAAAUUACAGAUAACAUUUUCAGCAUUCUCGAAUCUCGGGGUCUUGCUUAUCUAGCUGAGUUUGAGCUAACCCUGCAGGCAGUGACAACAGCAUCUUUUUUGCUGUUGUAAAUGCUUUACUUUCGACACAUUUAGGAAGUAUGAUUUCUUUUUCUUUAAUUGGCGAGUGUUUCUCAUGUUUCACGCAAUCGGCUGUUCAUCAUAAACAUCACACCUUCAUGUACAGGUGCGCAAGGAGUAAUCAGAGCAUGAUCUAAACCUGGAAUAACAGAGACACUUGCCACUAUUAUAUAUAACAGGAGCCACAGCUGUGUAUGUUUCUGAAUUAUGGUCAGAAAGCCCGUCUAAAGUGAACCAGCUUUGUUAGACAGACCCCAAAUACACUACUUUAUCCAAAAAAACACUAUGAACUAAAUUAUACUCUUAUCUUUGAGCUUUUUCUCCUCAUCUUCUCUUUUUCUUUACCACUGUUUGGCUCCAGUUGUAUAUGCUGGCUUUUACAACAUGAUUAACUAGUUGCUUUUUCGUAUAACAUAAUGAUAAUUCAGUAGCCCAGAAGUUGUUAGGGGGCCCCAGGGUGGCCACUCUAUUAGGUAGAGCUGCCACUGGCAGUAAUUGACUAUAUGCUGCAGUUGAAGCAGAUAGAAGUUAAGUUGAAAAUGCUGGAAUUUUUCUUUAACCCAGAUUUACUUGUAUAAGACUUACAGUCUGCCUGUUACUGUAUGUUAUAAGCACUGAAACACUAAGAUUGUACAGAUAUAGUAAUCCACUUGUCAGGAAGACCUAUAUUGCUUAAAUGCUGUAUUAAGCCUGGGGACGUCACAACCAUAGACUCCGCACCCUCAGUAUUUUUCAGUGAGUUCAUUCAUUUAGUAGACAGUGCUAUGAUGAGCUUUUCAGUAGUCAUGCAUGAUCAGAUGCUCAGGUCUAGCUUGCCCCGAUUUAUGACUGAAUCUCGUUGAAUAUUUGCACACUUUUAAGUCCUCCAUGGUCGUAAAAGCAAAAACAGUUUUCGCUUCUGAAUAGAACUAGACUGUCGGCCUGUGAACCUCGAUUAGCACGCCUCUCCUUCCCUAUUUUCUCUCUCUCUCUUCCUCUUUCUCUCGCUCACUCUCUCUGCUCUGUCCCACUCCUCUCUCCCUAAAUGAAUAUGCUGUUCAACUACUCUGUUGUUAGUGGUGUUUGGUAUGUCUCGUGAAACUCUCAAUGCCUUUGGGUUGUGCUGUAUUUAUUGUGUAUAAUAUAUUCUUAGCGUUCAAUGAUGUUGAUGAUGAAAAUGGAUAUGACCAUGCUGAAGAAUCAAGAAUCACCAAAUUUAUCCAGAAAUUCUGUUGUGUUGUUCUAUGGAGUCCAUGAAGGAAAAAUUCAAUAAAGAAUAACUUAUCCUGUUGAAAAACA
This is a messenger RNA of Pygocentrus nattereri (red-bellied piranha), 4403 nucleotides long. RefSeq names its product synaptophysin a (gene sypa). The transcript is spliced from 7 exons. The coding region runs from base 121 to 1026 and encodes 301 amino acids. The record is from RefSeq and is a predicted model, not a curated record. Gene Ontology annotation, cellular component: presynaptic active zone; synaptic vesicle; synaptic vesicle membrane. Lineage: Eukaryota; Metazoa; Chordata; Actinopteri; Characiformes; Serrasalmidae.